Messenger RNA from Metschnikowia bicuspidata var. bicuspidata NRRL YB-4993, 2805 nucleotides. RefSeq lists its product as uncharacterized. Gene Ontology annotation, molecular function: protein phosphatase binding; protein phosphatase regulator activity. The transcript has a single exon. Gene Ontology annotation, cellular component: nucleus; cytosol. NCBI's taxonomy places the organism in Eukaryota, Fungi, Ascomycota, Pichiomycetes, Serinales, Metschnikowiaceae. Bases 1 to 2805 code for a protein of 934 amino acids. The record is from RefSeq and is a predicted model, not a curated record.
AUGUCGUUUUGGCCUUUCUCGAAUCCAUAUGGCUCUAGCAGCCAGCUACAGAAAUUCCUUGACCAAGCCACCGAUUUGGCGGCGGUCACGGCGGAACAUCUUCUAGACGAUAAAGUCCUACAGCAAGAGUUAUUGGACGAGUUGAAAUCCAUCUCGUCGAAAUCUCUAAGAGGCAAGAACUUGCUGUUUGUGCAACUGCUUCUGCAGGAGACCCAGAGCAAGCAGCUGGCGGCGGGAAACACCUCGGAUAACUCAUCCAUGACCAGCUCAAAUGCAGACUCGAACGGCGGCGGCUCGCUUUCCAAAACGGCACGUGAGCAGAAACUCCUCGAAUUGCUUUUGCAGCCCCACAUCUUGCACGGGCUUUUGGAUUACAUCGUGCUCAGCGUAGACUUCUUCUACGAAGCUGGAAGAAACCCUCAAGAAAACGGCAAUACGAAAACCACAGAGUCCACUGGCUCGAAAACACUAUACGGGGAAGAAGAAGAAGUAGAAGAAGAAGAAGGUCAGAAAAGUGCGCCUAAGCUGGGGGAAGAGGAACCCCGAACCGAGAAGCUCCAGCGGUAUAUCCUGUGCUCUGCCGAGAUUCUCUCCACGGAUCUCUGGGUCAUCUCCAAUAGAAUCAUCGAAACGCCAAGCCUCAUGGGCAAGCUCUGGCAGGUUAUAUCGCUCCCGAACCUAUAUGAAAGCUCACCAGCGCUCGCAUACUUGAUUCAGAUUUUGGGCCAUUUGAUGGACCUGAACUGCAUUGAGUUGAUAAACUUUAUCCGCAAACAGGAAACACUCGUGGACAUGUUUUUGGACAAGGUCGAUAUUCCCAUCCUCAUGGACUUUUUCUUGAAAAUCAUCCAGACCGAUAAGGCCGACUCGCCCACCGGGAUUUUGGCGGUCUUGCUGCGCCAGCAGAUGAUUCCCAAACUCAUGGACAUUUUGCGGCCUCCACAAACACAAGACGGCUCCGUAUCACAAGACUUUGACAUUUUGUUCCGCCAGACGGCGGCUACGGAGUUCAUCAAGGCCUUAGUCACGAUCUCGUCAAACCCGACACUAGCAGUCGAUCUAGACAUGAACAUAGGGCCCAACCAGCUCACACGGGAACUCGCUUCGCCUCAAAUCAUCAGUAUCAUGAUCAAUGAGAUUAUGCUCCGCCCAAUUCAGACCAAGAAUGGGUCCCUGGUCAACAAACAUGGGAUCUCCAACUGUGUCUCGAUUUUGAUCGAGCUCAUCAGAAAAAAUAACUCGGACUACGAUACAAACUGUGGUUCCUACACGCAAAACACCCAGGGCGAAGAUGGUGCCGGUGAAAUCAAUUUGUAUUCUAUGUACCUCUGGCUCAAAGACUUAGACCAGAAUCCCCCGGGACCUAGAGACCCCGUUUAUUUAGGAGAUCUUCUCCGGAUGUUCUCUGAUGGGCUCCCUGCAUUCAUGAGUCUCAUGGGUUCUGAACCGGAGCCCAUGUCACUGGGUAGAGGAGUUUUGGGACUCACAAAAUUCAAGAUUGCAGAGUUGAUUGCUGAGCUUCUCCACUGCUCAAACAUGGUGCUUCUCAAUUCGAGUAAAAUUGCAUUUCUCGUGGGCACGCGCGACAAAAUCAGAGCCCUACAAGUGGAUAAUAUUCAAACUGCCCUAACGGAGUCGAUCACAGAGGACUCUGACACAACUCUACAGCCACACGCUACACACACCUCACAUCUCACUGACGCUUUUGACGAAAUAUCGCUCGAUCCGCCAGUCCAUGAGGAGAAUGUAGCUAAACAAAAGUUUUUGGAAGCUUUUGAAAAUGCAGAUGCUGACUACAAGCAUCGAAGUAGCGUGGGGGCAUAUUCCUUCGAAGACACGGAAGACGAAGAGCCGUCUGUUUCGAGCGAGAAUCCAUUUGUUUGCGAGGAGCGGAACAUUUCAUUCAAAGCAAAACCGUGUGUGGGUGACUAUUUCAAAAUUAAAUUGAUAGAUCUGCACAUGCUCCAGUCAAUCGUGGAGCAGCUCACGAGGUACCCGUGGCACAACUUUUUCCACAACGUGGUGUUUGACUUGAUACAGCAGGUCUUCAACGGGAAGCUCAACUCUUACAACUCGUUUUUGAUUGUGGAGCUUUUUGAGAAAUGCCACAUUACGGAUGUAAUAGUUGACGCUUUUAAAGACGUCAAAGCUCCUCGACCAGGGUACAUGGGUCACCUAGUGCUCAUCAGUGAAGAGGUGGUGAAGUUUGCUUCCUUGUACAAACCUUCUUUGAUCUCACCGAUUAUCGUUGACGCUCUAGGGUCGAAAUCUUGGGAGUGGUUUGUGUCUGACGUGUUGCUCAAAACAAGGGAGUUGUACAACGUGGUGCUUGGGACGGACCCAGACUACAUGAAUGAAGACGACGUUGAAGCUGGAGUUGGAAACGGACUUGGUGCAGACUCGUCGACAGUGCAUAUGGAUCAGGAAAAGAACCUGGACCUGAGAACCAACGGUGCGAUUAUUCUCGGCGACAGCAGUAAUCACGACGAAUUCGUCAGCCUGACGCCCGGAAAUCAUGGAGAUAUUGAUGAAGCACAUACUGACAAUGUCGAGAGUGGACACGAGGAAGACGUGGAGGACAUAGACGAUGAGAACGAACAAGGUCCAGGCCGAAUCUUGGACGUGCCGAUCAAAAGCAUGUCGCCCACCGUGCAGCUCGAAAAUAAGGAUAUGCUUUACGAGGGGUUUGAAGGCGACAAAGUCACGCUCGGGAGCGAUAAAUGCCUUGAGGAUCUUUCAGGGUCCAGCUCCUCUGACGAGGAGGAUGAAAACCAGCUCUACAGAGUACCCAGACACAAAAGUUAA